Molecule: messenger RNA, 606 nt
Organism: Arabis nemorensis
Lineage: Eukaryota; Viridiplantae; Streptophyta; Magnoliopsida; Brassicales; Brassicaceae
Source: the annotation of a GenBank genome assembly
AUGUAUGUUUGGUGUGUUGCAGAUAGAAACUCUGGAACGUUAAGUGGUCUUAACAGUUCAGAGAAUGCAGUUCCAGCAGAUGCCAAAAAUCUACGCGUAAAGUUAGUUCUAUUAGGAGAUUCUGGUGUAGGUAAAAGCUGUAUUGUACUUCGAUUUGUCCGUGGUCAGUUUGAUGCAACAUCUAAGGUAACUGUUGGGGCCUCAUUCUUGUCCCAAACAAUAGCCUUGCAAGACUCUACCACUGUGAAGUUUGAAAUAUGGGAUACAGCAGGGCAGGAGAGGUAUUCUGCUCUUGCACCACUAUACUACCGCGGAGCUGGAGUUGCUGUUAUUGUGUAUGAUAUAACAAGCCCUGAAUCCUUCAAGAAAGCACAGUAUUGGGUUAAGGAACUACAAAAGCAUGGAAGCCCAGAUAUUGUUAUGGCUUUGGUCGGUAACAAAGCUGAUUUACAUGAGAAAAGAGAAGUACAAACUGAGGAUGGAAUGGAGCUUGCGGAGAAGAAUGGCAUGUUCUUUAUUGAGACAUCAGCCAAGACAGCAGAUAACAUAAACCAACUGUUUGAGGAAAUCGGCAAAAGACUACCUCGUCCUGCUCCUUCUUCAUGA